UCGUACCAUGGUUGAUCAGUCAUAUAAGACACAUACACAACCACCGCCGUUCCCAUUAGCUAUGCCUCCUUUGUCCUUCUCAAUCUCGCAAGUAAAGUUUACCACCACUUCAUGAUGAUUUUCUCUCUACCUUGGGUUACCCAAGGGUAACUGUCAUCUACAUUGCACGUUGAAUUGCCAACUUUACCCACUCAUUUAUAUUGCGAAAUUACACAGACACCCCUAGAUAAACAUAUCAAGCUUGAAUUCGCUCGUUAUCUUUUGCCAUUAAAAAAAAAAUUUGCACCUUCAGCGCGAGCAUUAAAAAGGGAAAGAGCACUCCUUUUGCUUGGUUUCUCCGGGCUGACCUGCAAUCUCCUCCGGCGUACGGCAGCAGCGAUUUUCCAGUUUUUUCUCUCCUCUUCAAAGGUGUGCUAAUUAAAGAUUCAGCUGAAAAAUAAGAUAAUGGAAUCAUCUUCUGUAAUUAGCCCGAAUGAUGUUUUGGAGUCUUUGAUGAAUGAUGGAACUAUUGACGCUUUGAGGUUGAAGAUUAUCAAUCAGCUUAAAGCUAAUGAGGAGUUAAAGAAAACAACAAUAACAAUGGUGGAACAAAGCAAGGUUCUCAACACACCUGGAGCAGAGAAGCAGACCAAAAGGGAGCUUUUUGAUUCUCUUCGACAGGAGCUUGAAGCCCCUGUGCUUGAGAAGGCCUCUAAAUCGGUGUGGGACUUAAUUUUAGAUGAUAAUGGUUUGGGGAAGGAAAUUAGCGAAACCGUUGAGAAAGUCUUUUGCCGAUUAAGUGGCCGUGAACCUCCUUUGUACUCUGCUUCAACCAGUGAGGCCCAGCAACAGGAGAAAGAACAGGACGAGAAUCCGGCUUCUGCUUCGAAGAAAAGAAGUUUCAAUGAGAUAAAUGGAGCAGAGAAAGUAGAGAGAUCUGAUGAUGCCCCAUCUGCAUCUGAGGAUAGAAAUCCUGUUACUGACAUAAAGACUUAAUUCAGAUUAGUGUUUCGGCCUCUAAUUGUUAGAAAAUGGUUAGACAGGUGUAACAUUUACUUGGUCUGGUGUAACUGUCUUAUUGUAGUUGAAGAGGGUUCCUCUAAGGGAUGAUCAGCAUUGUUCGAUAUAAUAAAUCUGUAGCUACAUUUGUAACUUGAUCUUUUAUCAUAGUGCCACUACUGGAUUGUAUAUGUAGGAAAAUUUAUACGUACAUAACCCGUGAGGUAGGUUUAUUACUGUAUUGCUAGGUUGAUCUGGAUUUAAAUUGA
Messenger RNA from Chenopodium quinoa (quinoa), 1247 nucleotides. RefSeq lists its product as uncharacterized. Bases 445 to 975 code for a protein of 176 amino acids. The record is from RefSeq and is a predicted model, not a curated record. Lineage: Eukaryota; Viridiplantae; Streptophyta; Magnoliopsida; Caryophyllales; Amaranthaceae. The transcript is spliced from 4 exons.